GCCAGCGGCGUUUCUCGAGUGCCCGGCCUGGCUCUGCCGUGCUGGCGGAAGGUUUCCGGGCCCUGCGCGCACAACGCUUCGAGGAUGCGCUGCGCUGCUUCCGGCUGUCGGGAAGCUCCUCUUCGCCCAUACUGCAAGCGGCUGCGAGCAAU
Molecule: messenger RNA, 152 nt
Organism: Symbiodinium natans
Lineage: Eukaryota; Dinophyceae; Suessiales; Symbiodiniaceae
Source: the annotation of a GenBank genome assembly